This is a messenger RNA of Haliotis rubra (blacklip abalone), 7743 nucleotides long. Its product is annotated as A disintegrin and metalloproteinase with thrombospondin motifs 7-like. Gene Ontology annotation, molecular function: metalloendopeptidase activity. The record is from RefSeq and is a predicted model, not a curated record. Gene Ontology annotation, biological process: proteolysis; extracellular matrix organization. Gene Ontology annotation, cellular component: extracellular matrix. Lineage: Eukaryota; Metazoa; Mollusca; Gastropoda; Lepetellida; Haliotidae.
AUUCUUACCGUGUCGGCCGAGGACACACAGCGUUCGCCUAGCCCAGCGAAUAACCCCCCUUGAUCAACCUCCCUCUUUCUCCACCGUGAAUGGUGUCGUCCAAACAGAACCGCGAACUUUCAUUGGGGCUCACAUGCGAUCGGAAGUGUCGGCUCUACGAGCAGACGACAGACUCCAAAUCACAGAGGCAGUUAAAAUGUUAACUCGUUGUAUGGUCAGGCCGAAGACACAGGCUUUAACCCGGUGAAAAUUGGAGAAAUCAGCGAAAUCUUGUGUGUGAUUGUGUGCAAGCUUUUCAGCCUGGAUUGUGGCUGUCGACAGGAGUACUGUGUGUCGUGAUGAAGCCACAACAACUUGGAGUCUCUACAUGUUCGCUGCUUCUUCAAACUCUAGCAUUUAUCGUCUUGCUGCAGAUCAGUGUUGCACGUCAGUCGCCUGUGUUCUAUGAUAAACGCCAAGAAAACUUUGCUCAGAACCUGGAUGAUUACGAAGUGGUAAUUCCAAGCCGUGUUAGUUCAGAUGGAGAAUUUUUAACACACACAUUACACGCACAUCAUAAGAUAUGGAAGAGAAGUGUAGAUGAAGAAGCAGGUGCGUCUUCUGAUGACGUCAUCCAUUACCAGAUUCCAUUAUCAGAUAGGACGUUACAAGUCAAGUUGCAGGUCAACAGUAAGUUGCUCACGCCGACGACGGUCGUGGAAACGAGAACAGGAAGAUAUAAGAACGUGUCGGAUUCUAUGUUCAAAACACUUGAUCACCGAGGAUGUCAUUUUACUGGUCACGUGACAGGGGAAGACAACUCUAGAGCAGCGAUAUCUGCGUGUGGGGGACUGAUGGGAUUUGUUCACAGCAAUGGAGAGGAGUAUUUCAUUGAGCCUGUGAAGGGCCACAACAGUAGCCACAGCCCGGAGCAUCCACACAUUAUUUACAAGAGAUCAGCAUUGCCUGCUAGUCUGGAUAUUGCCAAGGCUCACCUUGAGGACAAGGAGCAUCAGUCAGAACAAUCUUGUGGAGUUUCAGAAAAUUUGGACAAGCCAUUCAAACAGAGAGCAAGAUGGGAGAAACACAACCAGCAUGUGGAGAAGAAGAGGAAGCACCGAAAGAAGAGGUCAAUAUCUGUGGAGAAACAUGUAGAAACCAUGGUGGUUGUGGACCCCCAGAUGGUUAAGCACUACGAGGACGAGGACAUCAACAACUACGUCCUUACUGUCAUAAACAUGGUUGCAACAAUGUUCCAUGAUGCUACCAUCGGCAACGCCAUCAAUAUUGUGAUUGUCAGGAUCAUCCUGCUGGAGGAGCCCCAGGAGGACUUAACCAUCAUGCAUCAUGCUGACAAGACCCUCCGUAGUUUCUGUCAGUGGCAGAAGAAGAUGAACUUCCGUGACGAUGACCAUCCCAACCAUCAUGAUGUUGCCAUUCUUCUCACCAGACACAACAUCUGUUCCCGAAUGAACGAGCCAUGCAGUACACUUGGUCUGGCCCAGGUUGCAGGCAUGUGUCAACCUCAUCGCACCUGCAGUGUCAACGAAGAUACCGGACUGGCUCUCGCCUUCACCAUCGCACACGAGCUUGGCCAUAAUUUUGGCAUGAAGCAUGAUGGUAUUCACAACAAGUGUGAAGCACCCAAGGGAAAACAGUUUGUGAUGGCGCCGCAUCUCAUAGCCGAUUCCACCCCCAUGAGCUGGUCCAACUGUAGCCGCCAGUCCAUCACACAGUUCCUGGACCGUCAGUGGGGUUACUGCCUGGACGAUGAGCCUGGACAUCACCCUGAUUUCAAGUUCCCGUUGCAGCCAGCAGGCAUCAUGUACGACACUGACCAUCAGUGCCGACUGCAGUAUGGAAGCCAUGCUGCACUGUGUGAAGGGAUUGAGGUCAUCGAGAAUGUGUGCAACACCCUGUGGUGCCGAGUUGACAACAAGUGCUCCACCAAACUGCAGGCAGCCGCAGAGGGCACCUUAUGUGGGAAAGACAUGUGGUGUUACGGUGGCCAGUGUGUGGAGAUUGGUGAACGACCCCAGGCCAUCAAUGGGGAGUGGGGUCAGUGGGCUGGAUGGACGGAAUGCACCCGGUCCUGUGGGGCAGGCAUCUCCUACUCUCAGCGGCACUGUGAUAACCCACCGCCUUCCCAUGGUGGGAGAUACUGUAUUGGAGAGAGGAAACGUUAUCGUAUUUGCAAGACUGAUCCCUGCCCGGAUGAUACUCCCAGUUUCCGACAUGUACAGUGUUCAGAGUUCAACCGCAUCCCCUACAAGGAAGGCCUGCAUGAAUGGGAGCCAGUACUGACACCACACACUCCCCUGCCAACUGCUUGUAAACCUGUAGACAAGUUCUUCUCGGUCAUGCUGAAGGACAUGCUUACUGAUGGCACUCCCUGCAUCCCUGGUGGUCGGAACAUGUGUAUCAGUGGGCGUUGUCGGCAUGUAGGCUGUGAUUGGAUCAUUGACUCCAGCGCUGUGGAGGACCGAUGUGGGGUCUGCUAUGGUGAUGGAUCCACCUGCAAGACUGUCAAGAAACAGUUCAAUGAAACAGAUAAAUUAGGCUACGUGGAAACGGUGAUUCCAGUCGGUGCCCGUAACAUCCGAGUGGAGGAAGUAGCUGCCGCCAACAACUUCUUGGCCCUGAAGGACCAGCAGGGGAAGUACUUCCUCAACGGACACUGGUUCAUCCAGUGGAGCGGGGACUACGAGGCCGCUGGCACCAUCAUCCAGUACCGCAGGAAGGGAAACAAGGAACACUUCAAGGCAGCGGGGCCACUCAAGGAACCACUACACAUAAUGCUUCUGCUACAGACGACAAACCCAGGUGUGGUCUAUGAGUACACAGUGCCCAAGGAGAACGCUACAGAUACUCGCUCACCAGAGUUCCGCUGGGAGUUCUCUGAUUGGUCGCAUUGCACUGUGUCUUGUGGUGGAGGUACCAAGCGUUCCAUGGUGGUGUGUGUAGAGAAGGAGGCAGGUGUUGUUGACGAGAUGUACUGUAAUGCCUCGUCUAAGCCAGAUGACAAGCUCCGCAGCUGUAACGGUCACCUGUGUCCAGCCAGAUGGUGGACAGGUCCUUGGCAGCACUGUUCUGUGACAUGUGGAAAGAAUGGCAUCCAUCGUCGUACUGUGAUUUGUGUGCGGAGUCUGGGCCCUGAUGAGCAGAUUGCUCUGGAGGAUGAGCCGUGUAAAGGGUUGAACAAACCAACAGAGGUUGAGCCCUGCCGACACAAGGAGCCUUGCCCAGGCGAUGUGGACUGGCUGCAUUCAGAGUGGUCCAAGUGUACCAGCAACCCAUGUGCCCUGCAGACCAGGCGGGUGUGGUGUAGUGCUGGGGACGGGGAGAUCAAGUGUGACCCGGACUCCAAACCACAGUCACAGAGACCAUGCAGCAAUUUUACAUGUGGCAAGUGGGAGGUGGAGAAAUGGUCAGAUUGUAGCCAGACUUGUGGUGAUGGUGUUAAGUACCGUAAUGUCAAGUGUGAAGGUGGCGAUAAAUGUGACCCUGACCUUGAACCUAUAUCAGAGAAGAUUUGUCUGGUCCAGGAAUGUCCAUUGCCUGAAACAACAACACAGGAACCAGAUAUAGAAACAACAUUUGACAACAGCAUUGCCACCAUUGAUAUGAACACAGAUGAAACAACGUCAGAUGUUAAUACUGUUGCCCCAACUACUGAUCAUAAUUUCAAAUCUACAAUACUAGAUUCUCAACCAACGGUAUCCAGUAGCAACCAGUCGUCACAAGUAACCAACUUGAAGAUGUCAACCAAUACAAUAUCUAUAGGAAGCACUAAUACUGCUAUAGGUGGAGAAAUUAAAACAAAAUCAAAUGAAAUAAAACUGGGAGAGUCUAGUAUUGAUUUAAAUGGGGAAGAUAAUACUAUUUUGAUUCCUGAAAGCAACGUGGAUGUACCUCAUAAACAUCGCCAUAAUCAUAAUCAUCGGAAGCAUCAUAAAAAUAAAAAUAUUGUCAUAAAUAACAAGCAGUCUGAGAAUGACGUGUUAGUUGGAAAGACUAGCAAGUUUAAUACUCUCUCACCGACUCAUAAAACUCUCACAAAAUCAACAAGCAACACUCCAAUUAAUUUUGAAAUGAGCACAAUAGGGGAAGAUAACUCUGUAACAGCAACUCCCAGUGACAAGCCAGAGGAGCAGGGAACAAAACAGAAGGAGAAGACUGUGAUGUAUUGGUGGCAGACCAGAGAGUGGAGCAAGUGUUCCCGUCACUGUGGAGGUGGCACCAAGAUGAGGAAAGUGUACUGCGUGGAGGUUAGAACAGGCAGAGAAAUACCAGCAGCGUAUUGCGAUAAGACCAUGAAACCUACAGAUAUCGAGGACUGUCACCGUAUGCCAUGUCUCAAGUGGCAGACCACACAGUGGAAUCAGUGUUCAGCGACCUGUGGCUAUGCCAUCCAGAGCCGUCAUGUGUAUUGUAACACACCCAACAAGUGUGAUCCCCGAGAGAAGCCCCCCAAAACUCGCGAGUGUAAACUUCAGGCUUGUAUUUCCUGGGUCAAUGGAGACUGGAGUGUGUGUUCACAGACGUGUGGUGGAGGACAGCAGGUGCGCCUGGUACAGUGCGUCAACCUCACAUCCCAGCAGUCUGCACAUGGAUGCCAUGCUAGUCUAAAACCUAAACAACAGGAAUCCUGCAACACAGACUCCUGCCCGGUGCAGAAUGCUGCCUAUUCAAUUACCUGUGAAUCCAAUGAAAUGAGCUAUCGAGUGUGCAAAAUGUUGAAGAAGCUAAAGCACUGUGACAAGGCAUAUGUACGCGCCAAGUGUUGUCGUACGUGUGGAAAGCAUCGCAGAGACAAGUCUCAGAAACCCACAAUAAGAAGAAUCAGCCGAAGAUAACGUUCAGUGUUGACAUCUGAUGUUUGAAACAUGUGAGAAGUGCUCAAUGGGCGGGGCUUGUCCUGCUCUGUUCUGAUUGGUCAAUCAGUAUGGUGACACGAUUUGCUUGACAGCUGUCAGAUACCAUGAUAGACAAGUUGGACAAUUGUUGCAUAUUGUAGAUAAUUGUGAUUCCCAUUUCACCAUUGUCACAGUCAGUUCUACAUCUACACAAAAUAGAUUGUCUUUUGUUAUGUUUGAUAUUUUGAAUGACAAGACUAGCCCACUGUGGAGAAGUGACUGACGUUUGGAUGUUGUUGAUUUCAUUACAUUGAGGUCAUAAUACUCUGUGAUCAGCGGGUAUUUAGUGGAGAAACUGAUAUUGCAGUGUUAUCAUUCUCUAACCUUUCUCCAGACACUUUCAUUGGAUAGUGAAAUCCAAAUCUGAUUGGCUGAUGAAACAAUGGCCGUGAUUGGAUAAAGUGUGUUCAGUGACAGGAUGUGUUGCAUAUUAUGAGUAUGUGCAAUGGUAAUCCCAAUGUGUGUUCCCUGUUGAACAGAGAAAGGUCAACACAAGGAGCUUGUGUGUGUUGACCAGUGAGACGAUAGUGCUGCAGUGGCUGCUGCAGUGUGGUAGACACUUUCAACGAUGUACGCCCUGGAUCCAGUGACCCGACAUGGCGCUAUAGUCUAUGACUCCAUAGGCUGAGCACCACUCAUUGUUCAACUAAUUUCAUUGGGUUCUGCCAUAAUCAAUCCUUCUUGAAUAAAAGGAUCUUUGAUCUGAAAGCAGCAGAAUAUUUAACUGAAGCUUGAAUAUGUUUUAAAAUAGACUUUCUUUCAAAUGUUUUUGUUUUUAGUUUGUCUGUUUAAUUUUGAAUUGGAUAGUGAAUACACUGAAAUAUAGUUAUUCAUGAGUCUACCUGUAUGGAAACUUAUCCUUUUGGGUGAUUACAUGGAGAGGAUGAUGAUAUUUCUUCGUUCUGAUGAUUUAGUUAAUUCAGAAAUUUUUAAUGUGGAUAAUUUUACUGGAGAGAGUACCACCCAGAUUUAUGGGGUUUCACAGCAUAGCCAAAGACUGACCUCUGUAAGCUGGUAAGUGUAAACAGUGCUAUCAAUGAAUUUUAUAUAAAUUUUAAUGGAUGUUGUUUUUAUGUUGUAUAGUUUUGUUUAGUUUCAGAUGUCCUGUUAAUUGUUUUCCCUACUUUGGACAGGAACAGAACCCAUGGAAUUUGAAUGAGAUCCUUGUUAAUAGACUUACACCAUUCCGUGAGUUUGUCAAAGGUCUUGCAGUCAUGCUGGGCACUGUCCAAACUGGGCUACUAUCAUAAAUAGACUAGGUACAUCAAAGUCCAGCUUUAUAUGUUUAGAACUUUACCACAUGGCAUCACAUGGCAAGUUUGCUUUUCAAGACCACUUCAUGUAACUUUGAUCAAUUUUUAAUCUAUGGCUUGUCCAACCUUUGAAAGUUUGUCUUAUGUAAAGUAAAAUAAGUUCGGUGCACUGUAAUAAUACACUUCAAUAUAUGCUUAUGUGAUAAUUUUAUUUUGUAACAGAUUUGUUGGUAAUACCUAAGCAACUUUCUGUUCUAAUUUAAUUUUUUGUUUGUCUUGUUAUAUGUUUGUUUUGAAAGCCUGAGCAGUAGCUAUUGGUGAUUGCUUAUUUCAAAUGUAUCCUUGCAGAAUACAGAUUUUUACAUUUGUUGGUGCUAUCCGGUAGAUCACAAAGAGUCUGAAUCAACUCAAAUACUUCAUUAAACUUGAAUAGGAUUUGUAGGCCUAGAUAAUUCCUUAGCACUGAUGUAUAUAAUUAAUGCCAACGAUUUUAAGGUUUGUAUUGAAUUAAAGAAACAUCAAAGUACCAAUAAAUGCUUUUUUUGGUUUUUAGGGUUUGUACUUUUUAUUAGCUUUGUGUUUCACUACAUUCUGUCUUCGUUUGUUAAGACCAACUCUGAAAUGGCCAACAUGAUUCUUUUGUUAUCUGUGAUAAGCCAACACUGUCAGUUAUACUGAGGGAAAGGUCCAGCAUCAUCAACACAAUGCUAUUGAUAAACAUAACGGUUUAUAUUACAAUGGAUGUGUUGUACAAGAGCCAACAAGCCUCUUUUGGCACCAUUUGCCAGAUCAGCAAAUUUUGAAGUUAAUGUGUCUUCAACAAUUGCACAUUUUGGAAUGCAGAAAAAUGCCAGGUGUCUAGACUCCUAUUUUAGGUGUUUUUCAGGAUUUUUAUGUUAUGUUUUUACAUAAUAUGCACAUGAGCAAGUCUUUACCCCAGAUAUUGGUACCAAAAUGAGAUGAAACAACCAUUUUUUCCCCAGAAGAAUGUAAAACUCUGUCCCUUUAGCCAUGUGCUUGAUCACAUCCGUAACUGGACCAGUAAAAGACUAUUUCUCAGUUGUCUGUAGACAUGUUCUUUAAUUUAUUUUAAAUUUUCGGGAUCUGAGAAUUUGUCACCUCUCCAGUUUGCCUUUGACCUUUAAUUCGCAUCAUAAUUAUUAUGACAGCAUGAAAAUAACUACUGGAAGAAAUUCAAGACAUGUAAUAAAAUUCUGCGUUAAGAUAUUGCGAUGCCCCUUAUUCAUUGAAUAUACAAAUUGAUUCAAUGUUCAAUAUUGAGUUUGAAGCCAGACAUUUUUAAAAGGGACCUUAUUGAAUUUUAGUUAUGAAUAUUUCAGUGCAGUGACCCAAGGUGAUAAUGGUGGUGCAUGGUAAGGUCAGUUGUAAAGUUCUUGGGAUGUAGGUCAGUAAUUCUUCACAUAUUGUUGUCACUGGUGUGUAUGUUGUUCUACAUCGUCUACAGUUGUACCAUUGUGUCUACAGCUGUUCAGCUAGGCUUCUUGAGUGGUCCUACAAGACAACUAAUGAUUGUACAAGUAACAUAAUAUUGUUUUGUUGCAUUGAAGAAAAAUAAAAAUCAAACAUGCUGAAAA